AUGGAAGGCACUCACUCUACCCUCCAAUUGUGUAAGCCCAUUACUGAACUCUGCCACAUCAGCUUCUAUCUUCCAAGGGGGGAAGUCAGAGGAUUUUCGUACAAGGGCACCGUAACUCUAGACAGAUUCAAUAAAGGGUUUCAUAACUGCUACCAAGUCAGGGAGGGGUCAGACAUCACCAGCCUUAGCCUGCAGCCGAAUGAACAUCCAGGAGACAUAUUUUUCAAGCAGACUCCCACAAAAGACAUUCUCACUGAGCUAUACAAACUCACAGCGGAGAGGGAAAGACUGCUGGCCAAUCUUCUAAGCUCAGACCACAUCCUGGGGAUCACGAUGGGGAACCAGGAGGGGAAGCUGCUGGAGCUGUCGGUGAGCCUGGCCCCCGAGGACGAUGGUUUCCAGAGUGCUGGCGACUGGCAGGGGGAGCCCCUCGUGGGCUGUCUCAGUAAGAGGAGCACGCAUGGGAACAAAAAGCCCCGGAGGUUUGGUGGAAGCAGAGAGGGCGUGGAGGUGCCCCCACAGAAGGGGACAAGACGGAAAGGACGUGGGGGCCAGGAAUCGGCUCCGCAGACAGGGAGGGACCACGUCUGUUCUAGCAACUCUGUUCCUCUUUCCCGAGCAAGGCCUAAUCUUUUGCUUCUAGAGGAGAAAGGCAACUUGAUCCCAAGAAGGCCGCUUACCUCUUCACGGCGGAGGACAGAAAGCUGCCCCCCAGAGAUCCCCAGGACUCUGGACCCUGACCCUGGCUUCGGGAGCUUCGGGACGACUUCUGAGGAUGCUGAGCUUGGAAGAGGAGGGUUGCCACCUGCCUGCAGCUCCACAGAGCCAGCGGAUAGAGCUGCUGGGGGGCUACAGAGGGCACCUCGCAGGCUGGCACGUCAGCAAAUACGUUUCUCGGGAAGUCACGAGGACCCUGAGAAACACCCACAUGCAGAGAGGGCCCGGAGGGAGAAGUCUGCUCAGCAGGCUCACAAGAAGAAACCUGUUUCCAAAGUGGUGGCCAAAGUCCAGGAUCUGUCUGCUCAGGUGCAGAGAGUAGUUAAAGCGCAUCCUGAGGGUGAAGGAAGGAUUGCUUUUUGUCCAGCAGCCCAAGCUGAGUUCAUACCCAGUGCAGACUUGCUUAGCCUCCCAGGAGCCAAGGCUGGGGCUCACAUUUCCAAGCAGCGGAGCAAGGAGCAGCGAGGGGACAGAUCAUUGCAGUCACUGGCCAGGGAAUAUCCUCCAGCCAGCACUGAGGGGGCUGUGAACAAGGUCCUCCUGAAGGUGAUAGAGAGCGAAAAUUUAGUUGAAGCCACUCAGGGGAAGAGACUGGGCUUGCCCCUCAGCACUACGGCCACCCACACCCUCCCAGACACCAGAAGCAAGAAGGGAGCAGAGCUGUCUCUGAGUGGCCGCCACACCUUGUUUCGGGAUUUGCCCCACAGGGCCGGCCCUGACUCUUCACAGGGCGGAGGUGAUGAGAAGAGGCUGUCUCCUCCAGCACUGGCAGCUCUGGGCAUGGUAUUUAAUAAUUCAUCCUCUCAGUCUGGCAUAAACAAACGGAUGUCACCUGUUCCCUCACCUCUAUCUCCAAGGCUCCCCAGUCCUCAGCAGCAUCACAGGAUCCUUCGGCUGCCUGGCGAGAGGGAAGCCACUCUUGAUGACUCUCCUGCUAGAAAGAGUGGUACCUUCUCUGGGUCCACCUCUGCUGACACCUUGGAGCCAUCAUCCUCUGCGAAGGUCACGGAGACCAAAGGAGCCAGCUCGGCCUUCCUCAGAGCAGACCAACCUCGGUUGGUGCCUGGGGAACCUUUGGAAAAGAGCUUGGGGUCCGGGAAGAUCACAGCUCAGCCUCAGCGCCAGUCACCUCCAGGCAUCUCCUCUGAGGGCUUUCCCCGGGACUGCUUCAAUGAGCAGUCAGCCACGAGAGACCUUUCCAUCAGGGAUGGCGGAGCGUGGGCAUUGGGCCAGAGAGCUGGGCCAGCCUGCUCCUUUCUGCUCCACGAGGAGAGAGAGAAGACAAACAGAAGUGAACUGCACUUGGAUCUCCAUCCUGACCAUAGCCCCACUGAGCAGGACGACAGGACUCCUGGCAGACUCCAGGCUGUCUGGCCACCCCCAAAGACAAAGGACACAGAAGAAAAAGUGGGAUUGAAGUACACUGAAGCAGAAUACCAAGCUGCUAUUUUACACUUGAAGAGAGAACACAAAGAAGAAAUUGAAAACCUACAGGCUCAGUUUGAACUUCAGGCCUUUCAUAUCCGGGGUGAGCAUGCAGUGACAACUGCGAGACUAGAAGAAACCAUUGAAAAUCUCAAACAUGAGAUAGAACACCGACGGCGAGGAGGCGGCGGAGAGAUGAAAGAUGUGUGUAUCUCCACCGAUGAUGACUGCCCUCCCAAGACCUACAGAACCGUGUGCAUCCAGACAGACAGAGAGACUUUCCUCAAACCCUGUGAAGGCGAAGGCAAGACAAUCAGAAGCAACCAAAUAAUACCCAAAAAGCUGAAUAUCUCCUCUUUAAGCCAACUUUCUCCCACAAAUGACAACAAAGACAUCCAUGCACCACUUCAGUCUGUGGAAAGCACCUCAGCAAGCCAGGAAAAUGCAUCCCCUCUCCCCCCAGCACCACCCCUACCAGCAGCCAUCCCUCCCCCUCCUCCCCUCCCACCUGGACUUGGACCUUUGCCACCAGCACCUCCACCACCACCUGUGAGUGCUGGGCCACCACCACCUCCGCCACCUCCUCUGCCUCCAAGUGCUGGGCCUCCCCCGCCUCCUCCCCCACCACCACUUCCUAACUCACUUGCUCUGCCCAACAGUGGGGGGCCCUCUCCUGCUCCAACCCCCCCGGGACUUGUGCCCCCACCUCCUCCUGGCCUCUUCUUCGGAGUCAGCCCUCCUUCUAGCCAAUGUCCUCGGAAGCCAGCCAUAGAGCCCAGCUGUCCCAUGAAGCCUCUGUACUGGACUAGAAUACAAAUAAGUGAUAAGAGCCAAAGUGGUACACCAACCUUGUGGGAUUCCUUAGAAGAGCCUAAUAUUCGGGAUACUAGUGAAUUUGAGUAUUUAUUCUCCAAAGACACAACUCAGCAGAAGAAAAAACCUCUUUCAGAGACCUAUGAGAAAAAAAACAAGGUCAAAAAGAUCAUCAAGUUACUGGAUGGAAAACGAUCUCAAACUGUGGGAAUCUUGAUAUCUAGUUUGCAUUUAGAAAUGAAGGAUAUCCAGCAGGCCAUUUUCAGUGUUGAUGACUCUGUGGUUGAUCUGGAGACCCUGGCGGCAUUAUAUGAAAACAGAGCCCAAGAGGAUGAAUUGGUUAAAAUAAGAAAGUAUUAUGAAACAUCCAAAGAAGAAGAACUGAAGCUGCUGGAUAAACCUGAGCAAUUUUUGCAUGAGUUAGCCCAGAUCCCUAAUUUUGCUGAACGUGCCCAGUGCAUCAUCUUCCGAUCUGUCUUUUCCGAGGGUAUCACCUCCUUGCACCGAAAGGUGGAGAUCAUUACACGAGCUUCUAAGGGCUUACUGCACAUGAAGAGUGUGAAGGAUAUUUUGGCUCUCAUUCUGGCUUUUGGAAAUUAUAUGAAUGGAGGAAAUAGGACUCGGGGACAAGCAGAUGGAUAUAGCUUAGAAAUUCUGCCCAAACUCAAGGACGUCAAAAGUCGGGAUAAUGGGAUUAAUCUGGUGGACUAUGUCGUGAAAUAUUACCUGCGUUACUAUGAUCAGGAAGCAGGAACAGAAAAGAGUGUCUUCCCCCUGCCUGAACCACAAGAUUUUUUUCUGGCUUCCCAAGUCAAGUUUGAAGACCUCAUAAAAGACUUGAGAAAACUGAAGAAGCAACUAGAAGCAAGUGAGAAACAGAUGGCGGUGGUGUGCAAGGAGUCACCAAGGGAGUAUCUCCAGCCUUUCAAAGACAAGCUGGAAGAGUUCUUCCAGAAAGCCAAAAAAGAGCAUAAAAUGGAAGAAAGUCACUUGGAGAAUGCACAGAAAAGCUUUGACACGACAGUGGGGUAUUUUGGGAUGAAGCCAAAGUCUGGUGAGAAGGAGAUCACUCCCAGCUACGUGUUUACUGUGUGGUACGAGUUCUGCAGUGACUUUAAGACGAUUUGGAAACGGGAGAGUAAAAACAUAUCUAAAGAAAGAUUGAAAAUGGCUCAGGAAUCAGUCAGCAAGUUGACGUCAGAGAAGAAAGUGGAAACAAAGAAAAUCAACCCCACGGCCAGUCUGAAAGAAAGACUGCGUCAGAAGGAAGCCAGCGUGACUACCAACUGAAAAAGAGACACGAAAACGGUGAUGGCAAGACCGGGUUCCUUGCUUACUCUGUCACACCAGCG
This is a messenger RNA of Pteronotus mesoamericanus, 4307 nucleotides long. RefSeq names its product formin 1 (gene FMN1). The record is from RefSeq and is a predicted model, not a curated record. NCBI's taxonomy places the organism in Eukaryota, Metazoa, Chordata, Mammalia, Chiroptera, Mormoopidae. Gene Ontology annotation, biological process: actin nucleation. The transcript has 18 exons. Gene Ontology annotation, cellular component: cytoplasm; endoplasmic reticulum membrane; actin filament. Gene Ontology annotation, molecular function: microtubule binding. Bases 1 to 4245 code for a protein of 1414 amino acids.